This is a messenger RNA of Frankliniella occidentalis (western flower thrips), 408 nucleotides long. RefSeq names its product kelch-like protein diablo. Bases 28 to 408 code for a protein of 126 amino acids. Gene Ontology annotation, molecular function: protein binding. Lineage: Eukaryota; Metazoa; Arthropoda; Insecta; Thysanoptera; Thripidae. The record is from RefSeq and is a predicted model, not a curated record. The transcript has 2 exons.
UGUUUCCUCGCUUCUUCCCCCAUCAGGAUGGCGAGCGUGACUCUGCCCGCGCCCUCGGGCCCCGGCCCGGGGCUGGGCCUCGCCAUGACCACGUCCCUCACCGCCUCCAUGACGGCGUCCAUGACGGCUUCCACGGCCUCCUCCGCCAUGGAGGCCGAGGUCCUCACCGAGCUGUUCCACGCCAACGCCGACCACUACCGACUGUCCUUCUCGGCCAUCAAUCGCAUGAGGCAGCACUCGCAGCUCUGCGACGUCACGCUCAAGAUCGGCCCCGACGCCAUCCACGCCCACCGGCUGGUUCUCGCCGCCGUCAGCCCGUACUUCAACGCCAUGUUCAACGGUAAGUUUGACCUCGUGCCCACCCUCGAGAUUAUCUCAUACAGUGCCGCUCCUACGGGCACUGUAUAA